UGGCAGGAGGAGGGGAGACCUCGCCUCGCGCACAGGCGAGCAUAUAUAAAAGGGCGUCCGCCAAUCUAGGGUUUUCUUCUGGGACGCAGGCGGCGGCUUAGGGUUUUAACUCGCAUCCAUUCUCAAGGUUAGCAGGAGACCGGCCAUGGCGCCGUCGCAGCCCAAGUCAGGGCUCUUCGUGGGCAUCAACAAGGGCCACGUCGUCACCAAGCGCGAGCUGCCGCCACGCCCGUCCGACCGGAAGGGGAAAGGUACCAAGAGGGUGCUGUUUGUCCGGAACUUGAUUAGGGAGGUUGCUGGAUUUGCUCCCUAUGAGAAGCGUAUCACUGAGCUUCUUAAGGUUGGAAAGGACAAGCGUGCACUCAAGGUCGCCAAGAGGAAGCUUGGUACUCACAAGAGAGCAAAGAAGAAGAGGGAGGAGAUGUCAAGUGUCCUCAGGAAGAUGAGGUCUGGUGGUGGUGGUGCUGCGGACAAGAAGAAAUAGAUUUUGCAUGUUGGUGAAAUUCUAUUUAUCUCAAUGCGUUGCCCCGUAUUUCCAUAUUAUGCCAAGUCUGUAGUCUGUAGCCUGUGGCAAUUUCAAGUUCAGAGUCAAACUAUGAAUUUUCGACACUAUAUUUGCAAGUGGAGUAACAUGGUAGUACAUUGCAUUCUGAGUUCAGAGUAAAACCGUGAGUUUUUGGCACUA
Molecule: messenger RNA, 685 nt
Organism: Aegilops tauschii subsp. strangulata
Lineage: Eukaryota; Viridiplantae; Streptophyta; Magnoliopsida; Poales; Poaceae
Product: large ribosomal subunit protein eL36x
Biological process (GO): translation
Cellular component (GO): ribosome
Molecular function (GO): structural constituent of ribosome
Source: RefSeq, a predicted model, not a curated record